GAGACUCCUGCUCCCACCUUCUGCAUCUUGACGACAUGGCACUGAAACUCCCAGGAACUGUUCCCCUCUGUAUUAUCAGCCUUGGAAUUCUACUCAUGGUGUGUGCUGUCCCUGCUGAAGCUGGGCUAUCUCAGAAACAUGGUCCAGAUAUUGCUGAUGACAGCAAUGACAACAUCACCAUCUUCACGCGCAUUCUGGACAGGCUGUUGGAUGGGUAUGACAACAGACUGAGACCUGGGCUUGGAGACAGUGUAACUGAAGUCAAGACAGACAUUUACGUGACGAGUUUCGGCCCUGUCUCAGACACAGACAUGGAAUACACCAUUGAUGUUUUUUUCCGUCAGUCUUGGAGAGAUGAAAGGCUAAAGUUUGAUGGCCCCAUGAAGGUCCUACCCCUCAACAACCUGCUGGCCAGCAAGAUCUGGACCCCUGACACCUUCUUUCACAAUGGCAAGAAAUCAGUAGCCCACAACAUGACCACGCCCAACAAGCUUCUGCGCCUGGUGGACAAUGGCACCCUCCUGUACACCAUGAGGUUAACAAUCCAUGCUGAGUGCCCCAUGCACCUGGAGGACUUCCCAAUGGAUGUACAUGCCUGCCCACUGAAAUUUGGAAGCUAUGCCUACACGAAGACAGAGGUAAUCUAUACUUGGACGCUGGGGAAAGAUAAAUCAGUAGAAGUGGCAAAAGGUGGAUCUCGCCUCAAUCAGUAUGAUCUUUUGGGCCAUGUUGUUGGAACAGAGAUGGUUCGAUCUAGUACAGGGGAGUACGUCGUCAUGACCACACAUUUUCACCUCAAGCGGAAGAUUGGGUACUUUGUGAUACAGACAUACCUGCCCUGCAUUAUGACUGUCAUCCUAUCACAGGUCUCCUUCUGGCUUAACAGAGAGUCUGUCCCUGCCCGAACUGUUUUUGGUGUUACCACAGUCCUCACCAUGACCACCCUCAGCAUCAGCGCCAGAAACUCCUUACCAAAAGUGGCGUAUGCGACGGCCAUGGACUGGUUCAUAGCCGUCUGUUACGCCUUUGUGUUUUCUGCGCUGAUCGAAUUUGCUACAGUCAACUACUUCACCAAACGCAGCUGGGCUUGGGAUGGCAAAAAGGUACUAGAGGCCCAGGAGAUGAAGAAAAAGGAGCCAGUGGCACUGGUGAAGAAGACCAACAACACUUACAAUAUUGUGGGCACAACAUACGCCCUCAACAUCACCAAGGACCCCGGCCUGCCCACAAUCUCCAAGAGCGCUGCUGCCACUGCUGCCGCCACCACCAUGCCCCCCAAGGUGCCCUGCAUGGAGGAGAAGCCUCCUGAAAGCAAGAAGACCUAUAACAGUGUCAGCAAAGUGGACAAGAUGUCCCGCAUUGUCUUUCCUGUUCUCUUUGCCAUUUUCAAUUUGGUCUACUGGGCCACAUACGUAAACCGGGAGUCAGCUAUCAAGGGAAUGAUCCCCAAACAAUAAAACCAGCCACACAAACCUUCCAUCUGUGAGCACCAUUCAGGCAGGAAUUCUCUGGAGCUUUCUUCUCCAUCUGAGUUGUUAUUAAUUUAAUUAUAAUUUGAAUGAGAUCAAUGUAAUCAAAACUGUAGUAUUUAUUUAAUCCGUUAUUCAUUCAUUCAUUUUAAUUAAUUUAUGAUGAUGAUCAAGACAAAAGGAUCAUAAAAAGUGUGCCUCUAACAUUGUGAGUCUGAUGUCCUCCCAAGC
Messenger RNA from Alligator sinensis (Chinese alligator), 1700 nucleotides. Its product is annotated as gamma-aminobutyric acid receptor subunit alpha-3-like. Gene Ontology annotation, molecular function: transmitter-gated monoatomic ion channel activity involved in regulation of postsynaptic membrane potential; inhibitory extracellular ligand-gated monoatomic ion channel activity; benzodiazepine receptor activity. The coding region runs from base 36 to 1457 and encodes 473 amino acids. NCBI's taxonomy places the organism in Eukaryota, Metazoa, Chordata, Crocodylia, Alligatoridae. The transcript is spliced from 9 exons. The record is from RefSeq and is a predicted model, not a curated record. Gene Ontology annotation, cellular component: dendrite membrane; synapse; GABA-A receptor complex. Gene Ontology annotation, biological process: chloride transport; gamma-aminobutyric acid signaling pathway; nervous system process.